Messenger RNA from Gossypium arboreum, 348 nucleotides. RefSeq lists its product as uncharacterized. NCBI's taxonomy places the organism in Eukaryota, Viridiplantae, Streptophyta, Magnoliopsida, Malvales, Malvaceae. The record is from RefSeq and is a predicted model, not a curated record. Bases 1 to 348 code for a protein of 115 amino acids. The transcript has a single exon.
AUGCAGUUGAACGAGUUAGAUGAAUGGCGAGCUAAUGCAUAUGAGAACUCACGAUUAUACAAGGAAACAAUGAAGCGCCACCAUGAUGCUCGUUUAAAGCAACACAAGCAAUUUGAAGUUGGAGAUCUUGUCCUGCUAUAUAACUCAAGGUUCAAAUUGUUUGCUAGGAAGCUUAAAUCACGAUGGUCAGGUCCUUUCGUAGUUCAAACCAUCUUUUCAUAUGGCACAGUAGAGGUAAGUCACCCAACCCAAGACGCUUUCAAGGUAAAUGAACAUCGUCUUAAACUUUAUAAUAAUGAGGAUUUUAAAGACAAUAGAGAGGAGCUACGGCUCUGCAAACCUGCCUAA